Dioscorea cayenensis subsp. rotundata (Guinea yam) is the source of this 876-nucleotide messenger RNA. RefSeq names its product vesicle transport protein GOT1-like. Bases 189 to 611 code for a protein of 140 amino acids. The transcript has 7 exons. Lineage: Eukaryota; Viridiplantae; Streptophyta; Magnoliopsida; Dioscoreales; Dioscoreaceae. Gene Ontology annotation, biological process: retrograde transport, endosome to Golgi; endoplasmic reticulum to Golgi vesicle-mediated transport. The record is from RefSeq and is a predicted model, not a curated record.
CGAGACCAGCGAGUGCCGUAUAAAAUGCAAGCCAAGACCUCGAAGGCACCGCGGUGCUCGAUUGGGCGGUUACGCUACGGGCGAGACAACCUCCGGCGUUUCUCUGAAGAAACACGCUUUGCAUCACCGGAAAUCUCUCUUCGCUCUGGCUAUUGAGCAUCUUUUGACAGCAGUCUUGAUUUGGCAUAAUGGUUUCCUUUGAGAUGAAUGAUCGGAAAAAGAUUGGGCUGGGGCUAACUGGGUUUGGCAUGUUCUUCUCAUUUUUGGGAAUCAUUUUCUUCUUUGAUAAAGGUCUUCUGGCCAUGGGCAAUAUUCUCUUUGUGUCAGGAGUGAUGCUGACAAUUGGACUGAAAUCCACCUUGCAAUUCUUCACUAAACCGAAGAACUACAAGGGGACAAUCUCAUUUGGAAUUGGCUUUCUCUUGGUACUCAUGGGAUGGGCUGUCACCGGCAUGAUCUUGGAGGCUUAUGGGUUUAUCAUACUCUUCAGUGGCUUUUGGCCUACACUUUCAGUCUUCUUGCAAAGGAUUCCCAUUAUUGGAUGGCUAUUCCAACAACCUUAUGUGACAUCGUUCUUUGAUAGAUACAGAGGUAAACGUGUACCCGUAUGAUCAUCUCAUCGGUGCUUUUAGGGAAGUUUGCACAAGAUAGAUACUUGCUGAUAUAGCAAGCAACUUUGUCACCUUAAAAUUGAUUGAUUUUGUGUAGUUGUAAGUCAGGUAUUGUGAUUCAUACUUGUGAAGCCUAAUCUUGGUGAUGUAAAUUCUCUCCAAUGAACAUUAGAUAUAGCUGACUUGCAAUACUGCUCUUUUUUUCUUUUUCUUUUCUUUUUUUUUUAAAAAAAAAUUUUGGUGGGAUUGCCAAAAUUAAGAUGCC